Triplophysa rosa is the source of this 3465-nucleotide messenger RNA. RefSeq lists its product as uncharacterized. NCBI's taxonomy places the organism in Eukaryota, Metazoa, Chordata, Actinopteri, Cypriniformes, Nemacheilidae. The record is from RefSeq and is a predicted model, not a curated record. The transcript has 5 exons. Gene Ontology annotation, molecular function: 2-oxoglutarate-dependent dioxygenase activity; methyltransferase activity. The coding region runs from base 144 to 806 and encodes 220 amino acids.
CAAAACCAAAAGAAGAAGAAUUCUUUCUGACCCAGAGUCAGUGACUUGUAAAAACAACAAUGAAGAUGUAAUAAUGAAGACCGACUAUAAACAUUUGCCUUGCACAAAGAGAAAACUUAGAAAUAAGGAGAAGGACAGCGACCAUGACAGAGGUGACAACAAAAGGCCUGAAGGAGCUGACACUCAGAAAGGAGGUUGCUCAGCUGGCUGCCUGGUGUAGUCAAAACAACCUAGAGCUGAAUGCAUUCAAGACAGUGGAGAUGAUAGUGGAUUUCAGAAGGAACCCUCCAUCACUUCCUCCCCUCACCAUCCUGGACAGCACUGUGGAUACUGUGGAGUCAUUCAGGUUCCUGGGCUCCACCAUCUCUCAGGACCUGAAGUGGGAGUCCCACAUAGACUCCAUUGUAAAGAAGGCCCAGCAGAGGUUAUACUUCCUCCGUCAAUUGAGGAAGUUCAACCUACCACAGGAGCUACUGACCCAGUUCUACUCAGUGGUCAUCGAAUCUGUUCUGUGCACUUCAAUUACUGUUUGGUAUGGCUCGGCCACCAAAUCAGACCUACGAAGACUACAACGGACAGUUCGUAGUGCUGAGAAAAUUAUUGGUGCUCCUCUGCCCACACUUCAGGACCUGUACGAUUCCAGAGUGAAAAACAGGGCAAGAAAAAUCAUCAUUGACUCCACACACCCAGCACACAAACUCUUUGAUCUGCUGCCCUCUGGCCGGCGCUUUAGAGCACCAAACACCAGGACUUCCAGACACAGAAGCAGCUUCUUCCCCCAGGCAAUCUCCCUCCUAAACAGAUAACUGCUCCUUAAGAGCAAUAUUCCACUUCCACUACUCCUAUAGUGUGCACUACUGUGCCUUAUUAUAUCUACAUCUUAUGUAUACAUGUAUAUAACACUACCUCUACUUACUAAAUUAUCCAUUUGCACAAGUGUACAUACAAUCUGUUAAUAUGUUUAUUCUACUAUAUACUACCCUGUACAAUGUCUCUUAUAUGUUAUUAUCCCCCAUUUUCUGUAAAAUAGUCUUUAUUUUAUAUAUGCACAAUUUAGAAUCUUUUAGACUGUAAAUCGUAUUAUAUUGUAUUGUCAUUGUGUUGAAUGUCUGUACUAGAAGCUUCCAACACCAAAGAAAAUUCCUUGUGUGUGCAAGCACACUUGGCAAUAAAGCUCUUCUGAUUCUGAUUCUGAUUCAAGUCGCUUAUCUCGGAGGUGAUGAUGCUAGAUGUGGAGGUCCUGGGCUGGUGUAGUUACACGUGGUCUGCGGUUGUGAGGCCGGUUGGAUGUACUGCCAAAUUCUCUGAAACGCCUUUGGAGACGGCUUAUGGUAGAGAAGUGAACAUUCACUUCACGGGCAACAUCUCUAGUGGACAUUGCUGGAGUCAGCAUGCCAAUUGCACGCUCCCUCAAAACUUGCGACAUCUGUGGCAUUGUGCUGUGUGAUAAAACUGCACAUUUUAGAGUGGCCUUUUAUUGUGGCUAGCCUAAGGCACACCUGUGCAAUAAUUAUGCUGUCUAAUCAGCAUUAUGAUAUGCCACACCUGUGAGGUGGAUGGAUUAUCUCGACAAAGGAGAAGUGCUCACUAACACAGAUUUAGACAGAUUUGUGAACAAUAUUUGAGCGAAAUAGGCCUUUUGUGUACAUAGAAAAAGGUAAAAAGGCACUGGCUGUAACCAGUGAUGUAAAGUAUUGGAGUAAAUGUAAUUAGUUACUGUACUUAAGUAUCUUUUUGGCUACUUUGUAGUUGUACUGAGUAUUAAAGAUAUUAGCAACUUUUACUCUCUACUUGACUACAUUUUUGAACAAGUAUAUGUACUCUUUACUCCACUACAUUUGUAAUGACUAAUGCAAUUACACAUUACAUUUUGCAUGGCACCUAACUUUUUUUUGCAGCAGUUUAUUUUAGCUACAGAAGAAUUAAUAUUGCCAUUUAAAGGGCAUUGAAGGUACUUCUUGUGAAUUUUCCCUUACUACUUUAUGUGAAUACGAGUGCAUUAUCAGGUAGUUGACAAUCGCUGGCUUUGACUUUUUAAUUUUACCUAACAUUAUUUUAUUUAUCCGUUAUAUUGAAGAGACCUUUUUGAAGAAUGUUGGCUUACUUAUGAGCACUUGAGCUUAAAUGAGACUUGGGUGUUUGUAAUAGAUGUAGGUUAUGGUGUCGACCAUGAUUUGUUGCAAUUUUGAGGUGUUCAGUCUUAUUAUGAUUUAAGAAAAUAAAUGCGAUUGCUCUCCUCGCGAAUCGACUGUUUCUUGUUUUUCACUGACAAGUCUCUUAAGUGUAGAGGACUAGAGCUGCGUUGAGCCUACAUUCAGUAUGAGUAAAAUACUCAAGUACUGUUAAAAUCAGAUACUCUAAGACUUUUACUCAAGUCGUUUUGGAAUUGGUGACUUGUAACUUGUAAUGGAGUAAUUUUCACUGCAAGGUAUCUGUACUUUUACUUAAGUAUGGUUUUCAGGUACUCUUUACACCUCUGGCUGUAACGAGAUCGUGAGCAUCAGUCUUAUCCUCUAGUAUAAGCCCUCUAGUGUCACAUGCAACACAAUUAAAUGACAUACCUACAGAUUUUUUCCAGAAAACUGUUUUCAAACAAUGGAAUGAAGAUUUUCUCCUGGAAAUCAUUUUGGAAUUCGAUUCUGGAUUUUAACUCUGGAUCAAAUCAGGCACUAUAUGAAGUCAUAUUAAACAAGACUCACAGAUUAUGAAAUAACAUAUCACACAUUACAAGACUCAAAGCAAUGCUAUUGCUGACUAAUUGAUAUGAAUUCUGCUUUGCAAGACAAAGAAAAUGAGGGUAAAAAAUGUAAGAAACAGUGUGAAAUGAUCCUCAGACUAAUCCAUGUCCCCAAAACCUCCAUCCCUUACACAUUUUCCCUACAGAAGCAACACAGCAGGAGGGGGUGUACAAAAAUGGAAAACAAAGGAAAAAAUGAAUAAAACAUUAUAAACUCUGCCUUUGCUGAGGACGUAAUUAACCAACUUUCACUGUAAUAGAUUAUAACAGUAUUACAUAUAGGAUGAUGAAAAUUCUUACAGCUCUAUAGGAGCUCAAUGUAAAAACCAUUUACUUAUUUGAUUAAUAUUACAAUACUGAAUGUGUACAAUAUAUAUUUGCUAUUAAUUUACUGCUGAUGUAAAGCCAAACAGCAUCACGAAUAUCAAAACAAUUCAAAUUUUCUAAAGCCCUUUCACUAAACCAGUUUCACACUGUAUUAUCUAACAUGAACUAAUAAUAAGCAAUAGUGUUUCAGCAUUUAUUAAUCUUUGUUCAUGUUAGAUAAUGCCAAUACAGUACAAAACUAAGAUGAACUAAGAUCAAUAAUUUCAUUGUUGAUUGUUAAUUCAUGUAAGCUAAUGCAUUAAUUGUGUUACUUUUUUAAUAAAAAAUAUUAUAAUGUAGCCUACUGUUAUAAUACGUAUAUUAUAGGCGGUUUCAUCAGAUACACGGGCCUAGCCCGAAGU